Pleurotus ostreatus (oyster mushroom) is the source of this 504-nucleotide messenger RNA. RefSeq lists its product as uncharacterized. Gene Ontology annotation, cellular component: membrane. The coding region runs from base 1 to 504 and encodes 167 amino acids. The record is from RefSeq and is a predicted model, not a curated record. Lineage: Eukaryota; Fungi; Basidiomycota; Agaricomycetes; Agaricales; Pleurotaceae. The transcript is spliced from 7 exons.
AUGGGAAUGGACGCGCAUAUACGCAGAGGGCAUCCCAUCGUCUUUGGCAUGCUCAUCUUCUUUGGCAUUAUUGAGUUGGCGAUAUCGGCGUGGUUGACUUCGCGGUUCAACGCUCGCCAUGACUACUUCAGCUUGACGGAGCGCGACCGUGUACGAUACACCCUUUUUGCGUCGAUCUGGACUGUGGUGUUCUCGUUUUUGUACCUUGUACUUUUCAUGCACUCCGCCACCGGAUCAGUACUCACGAGCGUCGCGUCACACCUUAUUUUCCUGGCCUUAACGUGGGUGAUAUGGACUGCGGCGGCUGCGGCGGUCACGGAGAUGCUCGGAGGAGGGUUGAACUGCAGCAACACCACUGCAAACUAUUGUGGUCAGCUGAACGCGUUGGAGGGCUUCGCAUGGGUUGAAUGGGUGUUAGUGACACUCGCUAUCGUGGUCGUAUUGGCUCGCGGAAUUAGUGCAGCCCGUAGAGGAGACGGAUAUCGCGGUCCUUUGGUUGCUUAA